This is a messenger RNA of Entelurus aequoreus (snake pipefish), 4668 nucleotides long. RefSeq names its product bicaudal D homolog 1a (gene bicd1a). Gene Ontology annotation, molecular function: dynein complex binding; dynactin binding; cytoskeletal adaptor activity. The record is from RefSeq and is a predicted model, not a curated record. Lineage: Eukaryota; Metazoa; Chordata; Actinopteri; Syngnathiformes; Syngnathidae. Gene Ontology annotation, biological process: microtubule anchoring at microtubule organizing center; positive regulation of receptor-mediated endocytosis; protein localization to organelle. The transcript is spliced from 10 exons. Gene Ontology annotation, cellular component: cytosol; Golgi apparatus. The coding region runs from base 209 to 3010 and encodes 933 amino acids.
UUAUGCUAUUUUCCAGUUAAUGGGGAGGCACAUGCCUGCAUGUGGAUUAAAACAUAACCUUUUUUUCAUUCCACCUGUUCUCCGACUCGGGGAGAGGGGCGGAUAUUCCGCAUCCCCGUCCUCCACCCCGCCCGCCUCUGCACUGGAGGGAGAGACCAGGAGGAGAACCGCAGACCGGCAGGGCGGAAGGAAGGGACAGUGAGGGGCGAUGGCGGCCGGUGCAGGUUGCGGGGAGUCGGUGGAUCAGUACCGGGCUGAGGUGGAGCGGCUCGCCCAGGAGCUAGGCGAGGCAAACCGGGAGAAAAUCCGUGCGGCGGAGUGCGGGCUGGUGGUGUUGGAGGAGAACCAGGAGCUGAAAGUCAAAUGUGCGGAGCUGGAGAGCGAACAGGAGGCUCUGAGGAAGGAGUUGGAACAAUUACAGGAGGCGUUUGGCCAAGCAUACAGCAACCAGCGUAAGGUGGCCGAGGAUGGCGAGAGCAACGAGGAGACGCUGCUGCAGGAGUCCGCCUCCAAGGAAGCGUACUACACGGCUCGUAUGUUGGAGCUGCAGACAGAGCUGACCUUGAGUCGUUCUGUGGCUUCCAAUGCGCAGUCAGAGAGCGAGAGGCUCAACAUACUCGGACAGGAGCUGCAAGAGAGCAAUGACAUGCUGGAGCUCCAGAGGAGCAGGAUGCGGGAGGAGAUCAAGGAGUAUAAAUUCCGAGAGACCCGUCUGCUCCAGGAUUACACGGAGCUGGAGGAAGAGAACAUCACCUUGCAGAAACUGGUCUCUACGCUUAAGCAGAGCCAGGUGGAGUAUGAGGGUCUCAAACAUGAGAUAAAGGUGCUGGAGGAGGAGACGGUUCUUCUGAACAGCCAGCUUGAAGACGCCUUGCGACUGAAAGAAAUCUCUGCGGGACAACUGGAGGAAGCUCUGGAUGCCUUGAAGAAUGAGCGUGAGCAUAAGAACAAUCUGAGAAAGGAGCUGUCCCACCACCUCAGCCUGAGUGACAGCGUCUACGGAGCGGGCGCCCAUAUUGCCCUCACUGUCACCGGUGUUGAAGGCCUCAAGUUCCCGGAGGAGGCCAACGGAAGCGGUGACGCCAACGGCAGCACCAACGGCCCCAUUCCUACCGCCAACGGCAACAAUGAGGACUGCAAUCGGCACAACGGCCACCUCCACAAAGGCGCCGUGUUGACAAAAUUGAACGGAGACUACCGACCUGGUCGAAAAAGCGAAAGUCUGCUCCCGGUGCCAGAUCUGUUCAGUGAGCUCAACCUGUCUGAGAUGCAGAAGCUGAAACAGCAGCUAAUACAGGUGGAGCGUGAGAAAGCAGCUCUGAUCAUGAACCUGCAAGAGUCGCAGACCCAGCUGCAGCACACACAAGGGGCCCUGACGGAGCAGAGCGAGCGCGUCCAUCGUCUCACAGAGCGCGUCAACACCAUGAAGCAUCUCACCGGCGGCAUAGAGCUGGAUGACUCCCAGGAGAGUGAGAAACCUGCGGGGGGCUCGCGGUCGCCACAGGCUAAUGGUCAUCAUGAUGUGGCCGUACACGGCUUUGAGGUCCUGGAGUGUAAGUACAAGGUGGCCGUGACUGAGGUGAUCGACCUGAAAGCGGAGCUCAAGGCCCUGAAGGAGACGUACAACCAGGCUGUGGAAGGGCAAGGAGACGCUCACUGUGACGACAGAGUUCAAGCACUGAGCGAACAGAUAACUCAUUUGGAGAGAAGCUGUCGUGAAGGCCGCGAGAGGGUGGCCAGCCUGGAGGCGGAGCUACGAGUGGCCAGCAGCACGGCCACAGAGAGCCAGGCCAUGCUGAACACGGCGCAGGACGAGCUGGUGACCUUCAGCGAGGAGCUGGCCCAGCUUUACCACCAUGUGUGUCUGUGCAAUAACGAGACGCCCAACCGCGUCAUGCUCGACUAUUACCGCCAGAGCCGAGUCACACGCAACGGCAGCGUAAAAGGCUCAGAAGACCUCCGAGCUUUACUCACACCUCGCCUGGCCCGACGCUUGGCCGCAGUCUCGGCGCUCUGCUCCUCCGAGGCUCCCCGUAGUCCCAUGGACUCCCCGUCUAAAGACGCCCCCGGUGACGCCAGCGCCAAUUCGGUGGACUCGCCGGCUCACCACGGCAGCCCCAGCCGCAACUCCAUCGCCGCCAUUCUCGCCAGCAUGUCUCCUUGCCCGUCACCAGUGCCGUCCGAUGCUGGGGCAGACCUGCGGAAGGAGCCCAUGAACAUCUACAACCUGAACGCCAUCAUCAGAGAUCAGAUCAAGCACCUGCAGAGAGCCGUCGAUCGCUCUCUACUGCUGUCCAGGCAGAGGGCCGCAGCCAGAGAGCUGGCGCCCUUACUUGAUAAGGACAAGGAGUCAUGUAUGGAGGAACUCCUCAAGCUCAAGUCCCUGCUCAGCACCAAGAGGGAGCAGAUAGCCACGCUCAGGCUGGUUCUGAAGGCCAACAAACAGACAGCCGAGGUGGCGCUGGCGAAUCUGAAGAGCAAGUACGAGAACGAAAAGUCCAUGGUGACGGAAACGAUGAUGAAGCUGAGGAACGAGCUAAAGGCUCUCAAAGAAGACGCCGCCACCUUCUCUUCUCUCAGGGCCAUGUUUGCCACCAGAUGCGACGAGUACGUCACCCAGCUGGAUGAUAUGCAGAGGCAGCUGGCAGCAGCGGAGGACGAGAAGAAGACGUUGAACUCUCUCCUCCGCAUGGCCAUACAGCAGAAACUGGCCUUGACACAACGCCUGGAGGAUCUGGAGUUUGACCACGAGCAGAUCUAUAGAGGCCGCGGCGCUAAGGUGCCCAAGAUAAGAAGCAGCCCUCCCAAAUUUCUUAUAGAUUGUCAGCAGCCUGCUUCCUCAGUAUCGUCACUCUACCCACAACUAAGGCGAGGGAGAACCUCCCUAGGCCGCAGUCCCAGAUUUAGGCCUGGCUUCCAGGAACACAAAGCAGUUCUGUUCAGCAGCCGGAUCCCUCUCUCACCUUGUGACCUAAGGAACUGCCUGGCCCUUCGACCCCAGCCCCCUUAGCACCUAGCCAUGUUCUAGGCACUGAACCCAGGUCCAGUUGGGAGUGGUGUAACAACUCUGCCAUCUUGCAGCUCUCACUGGACUCCAUGACAGCUCCCUGUGUCACAAGCAGAGGAAGUGACAAAUGAAUAGACUAUUUACCUUAUUUGUAUUUAUUAGAACUGACCCAUGAUGGUGAGUAUUUAUUUAUUGGAUAUUUAUUAUUACUUUUUUCCUGUUGGCUGCUCCUUCCUUAAGUGUGCCGCAGUAAAACGCCGUAUUAAACUGUUGGUCUAAAACUGCUAUAGAAUGCAUUUUAAAGUUGGCUAUAAUAGAAGAUUGGAUUGAAACCACCUUCAUAACCUCACUAGUCUUCUUUGGAUGCUUUUUUAUAUAGGUGUUUUGCAAAGCAUGAGAUUUUUUUAUAACUUAUUUUAUUUUAUUUUUAGAGAAUUGUCGAACUUAUUUCAUUAUAGACAGAGGCAGAUGUUUGAUAUCCGGCUGCCAGUUUAGUUUUUAUUUAUUGUAGUUAUUUAUUUCUCUUUUGAGUUGCACAGGUUCAAGUGACCAUGUGGGGACCAGUUGUAAACAACGUUGUCUUCUUCAGAUGUGUGCCUCUUCUUGAGUUACCGCUUAAUAUUGUACUGGAAACACGUGUUGUCAUUUCUUUUGAAGUUAUUUCACUCUUUUUGUCUUUACUCGGGUUGGAAAAAAAUCCUGGCAAAUUUCCAUAAACGUUCUAUGGGAAUGUAGGAAUUGUUUGACACUUUCCAUGAUUUAUUGGGAAUAUAUGGACAUUCACUUCAAUAUGCAGGACAUUUAUACAAACCGGAUCCUCUAAUAUUAUAUUUUUUUUAGUUCUGUUGGACAUCAAAUGUGCUGAAAGUAGAAAAGCAAACCUAUGCCAGGACCUAUCUUCAGAUAGUAAAGAAUCCUAAAGCCAGACUGAUUCGGAUCACCUCCAAAUCAAAUUACUUGUUCCUUCUCCUAUUUCUCACAUUUCCUGAAAGUUUCAGCAAAAUCCACCUAUAACUUUUUGAGCUAUGUAUCCAACUAACUAAUCCAGCCCCCGUCCUCUCCAAUUUUUGCUUUGUACGUCCAAAAUGCUUCAUAGCGUUCCAUAUGCUUCCUGUGCCUGGUUGCUUUGCGUGCAUGUCUUUGCUGCACUCAUUUUGUUGCUUUCCAUAAUAGAGGAGAUUUCACCUGCACUUUGCCUGCUGUCUCAGCAUCCUGGGGUCCAGACCAACACCACCAAACACAGAAUGUAACAGGUUGCACAUGCGUACUCUGCGUGAAUGUGUUUGCGGGUGUGCCAAGUCAACCGCGGGCGUAGAAAGCGCAAACUACCGACUGCGGCAUUUGUGUUUUGCUUUAUUGUGAGGCCAGAAAAUCAAGCCCAAAUAAGCAAUCACAUGUUCAAAAACAAGCCCAAAAAUUGCGACCUGCGACUCACAAAAUUUCUAAGCGACAAACAAAACAAGCCCAAAGUUGCUGAUAAUAAGCGGACUUGGCAACGUUGCCCACAUGUGAACAUAGAGACGCCUUUUUGAAUUAUGUUGCUAACUAACAGACUAACAAAUAAACCCGAAUGAUAACAAACGUGUCAUAUUGUUGCUGUCUGAUGAAAAUAAGUGUUUAAUUUUUUUAAAUAAAACCCAAAUUAUUUCUAACUAAGUUUU